AUGAUACAGUUGCAAGGAUCGGUCAAAAGCGACUACCCCUCAGGUGUCGAGUAUCUUCACCGAAGUGUACUUGACGUGCUGAUCCUCAACGCAAACGUGGAGACGCUUUUGCUGGACACACCCCAAUUCCUCUCGUUCCGGGAACUCUUGCAGUUCAUCUAUGCCUUCCCCGCCCUUCAACACAUACAUUGUUUUUACCAGCCAAGCUGGGAGCUCUCGAAUCCAUCGUUUGGCGGAGCCGGGUCGAAGACCUUGGCGAGAUACGUGAAAGAACUCGCCGCUGUCUCUCUAUCGCUUGUGUCUUCGGCCUUUGUUACGGAAUUCUUCAAACUGUUUGCGAACCGGUGUCACAAACUGCAGUUUACCUUGGACAAUGUCCCUUCGCUCUCAUACAACACUGGGUUAGAACAUCUCAGCGUGACCUUCGUUGCUGGCUCGUUACUGAGCACGUCGUCGGUUUACAAUACACUCCUAACGUUGUUCUCCCAAAUCAGGGCCCCGUGUCUGAAGUACCUAUACAUCCACGUCUACUUGCAAGACCCUGACGCCGGCGCCAUUGCCGACCUCACCCAAGACAUGGGUAUGGCUGACUCAAUCUCUGCGGCCGUUUUCCAUGCUGCAAUCUCUCGCGAGACCUUCGGCAACCUCCGCCCUCGAACCGUGACACUGUCGUUCAAACACCAUGCCCGCUACUCGCCGGCGGAGACCCAGCAUUUCCACGCAACACCGCUUGACUUAUCCAUGUCCGAGGCCAUCAAAUGCUGGGCGGUUCCCCUCUUCAUUCCAUGGCUAUCGCGCGGAGCUAUGGUGCUUGGGCUUCCGGAUGGAUCGUUCGUCGUGGAUCCACCGCACCAUAGCGAGGUCCCCGAAGAUGAUUUAGACAACCCCUCCGGUCCUGAUGUUUCCUUUCUUGGGAAAGCAAAUAGGUGA
Fomitopsis serialis is the source of this 930-nucleotide messenger RNA. RefSeq lists its product as uncharacterized. NCBI's taxonomy places the organism in Eukaryota, Fungi, Basidiomycota, Agaricomycetes, Polyporales, Fomitopsidaceae. Bases 1 to 930 code for a protein of 309 amino acids. The record is from RefSeq and is a predicted model, not a curated record. The transcript is spliced from 2 exons.